Messenger RNA from Plectropomus leopardus (leopard coralgrouper), 2344 nucleotides. Its product is annotated as mitochondrial adenyl nucleotide antiporter SLC25A23. Gene Ontology annotation, biological process: transmembrane transport. Gene Ontology annotation, molecular function: calcium ion binding. The record is from RefSeq and is a predicted model, not a curated record. Lineage: Eukaryota; Metazoa; Chordata; Actinopteri; Perciformes; Serranidae.
CACAGACAUUUAUUUAUCCACCCUUCUAUCCCUCCAUCAAUCCGGGAGGGAGGGGAGUUGCUGAGCAGGAGAAGCGGCCGCUCAGCUCUCCGGCCGGCUCUGUUCAUGGCAGCGCUCCGGUCUCUCUGGUAACAAGCACGCAGCUCGCGCUCAUUUCGGUGCUAACAGUGUUAUGCUCGGCUGUGAAAUCAGAGGACCAGUAGAGAAAACCGGCUGUCCUUCUUUCACAUGGGCGAAGAAGAGGAGGGGUUCAGCGGCCAGACUCGCCACCGAGGAAUCGAGGAAACCGGAGGUGUAGGAGCGUCUGUGGACCCGGACAGAGAGAGGAAAUAUGCAGAGCUCUUCAAGCAGCUGGACCUGAACAGUGAUGGCAAGGUGGACAUCAAUGAGCUGCGGACCGGACUGGCAGCCCGGGGUUUACACCAGGGAGAGGCGGAGGAGAUAGUCCUCGAGAGCGACAUCAACCAUGAUGGUCUGCUGGACUUCCAGGAGUUUUCCCAGUACCUGUGGGCUCAUGAGAAGAGGCUGUGGCACAUCUUCAACAGUCUGGACCGCAACAAUGAUGGUCAAAUUGAUGUCGGAGAGAUCCAGCACUCACUGCACAAGCUUGGUGUGGAGGUCACCACGGAGCAGGCCUCCAGGAUACUGCAGAGCAUGGACAGGGAUGGCACUAUGACCAUAAACUGGAUUGAAUGGCGUGAUCACUUCUUGUUCAACCCUUUCCACAACAUGGAGGAGAUCGUCCACCACUGGAAACACUCCCACAUGUUUGACAUUGGGGAACAUUUGACGGUGCCAGAUGAGUUCUCAGAGCGGGAGCGGCGAUCAGGUUUGGUGUGGAGGCAGCUGGUUGCCGGAGCGAUGGCUGGGGCCGUGUCUCGGACAGGAACUGCUCCCCUGGACCGUCUCAAAGUCUUCCUGCAGGUACACGGCUCCACAUCUCGGGGGAUGAAUCUGUGGUCUGGGCUGAGGGGGAUGGUCAAGGAGGGAGGCGUCUUCUCACUCUGGAGGGGAAAUGGCAUCAACGUCCUUAAGAUAGCCCCUGAAUCUGCCAUUAAGUUUAUGGCCUACGAACAGAUCAAGUGGCUGAUCCGAGGGAGCAGAGAGGGGGGCGGUUUAAGGGUACAAGAGAGGUUCAUCGCUGGCUCUCUGGCAGGAGCUACCGCCCAGACCAUCAUCUACCCCAUGGAGGUGCUGAAGACUCGUCUUACAUUGAGGAAGACAGGACAGUACUCAGGUAUGGCUGAUUGUGCCAGACAGAUCCUGAAGACGGAGGGAGUCCGGGCUUUCUACAGAGGCUACCUGCCCAACACACUGGGUAUCAUCCCAUACGCUGGCAUCGACUUAGCUGUGUAUGAGACUCUGAAGAACGCCUGGCUCCAAAGGUACUGUGUAGAUUCAGCAGAUCCAGGAGUGUUGGUCCUGCUGGGCUGUGGUACCAUCUCCAGCACCUGCGGCCAGCUGGCGUCCUAUCCCCUCGCCCUCAUUCGGACACGUAUGCAGGCACAAGCCAUAACUGAGGGUAAACCCAAACUGACCAUGGUGGGACAGUUCAAAUACAUCAUAUCUCAUGAAGGUGUACCGGGCCUGUAUCGAGGCAUCACUCCCAACUUCCUCAAAGUCAUCCCAGCUGUCAGCAUCUCCUAUGUGGUGUAUGAGCACAUGAAGAAAGUUCUCGGGGUGUGUUACUAGACUGAGACAAAGACAAAGGUGUCAUGACAAAAAGGACAGAAAAAGCAGCGGCUUCAUUAUGCUUGUGAGAACAGGAGCAGUGAUGAUGCAGCUCCUCAGACACUGACAGAAAAGAAAGGAAGUCUGGGAAGAGGAGAGAUGAAAAGAUCCAUUUGAGAUGGUCCUGCUAUAUCCAGACAGAUUCAAGCUUGUGUAGCUUGCAGAUAGUUUACAGGUAAAUUAUAUUCAUUUAUGGAUUUUGAAGAAGAGAAUGAGGUAAAUAUUUGUCCUCUCUGAAACCUUUAUGCCACAUACAAACAGGAAAUGCAUUCAUUCCCAUUGACUUGACUUGGUGCAAAGCACACAGUCCAACAACAAAGAUAUUUUAAAGUGAAAACAGACAACUUUUCAACUCCCCCAUCCAACAACCCACUUCCACCUACACUGUUUCCAAGUGUUAGUGUUGGUGUUGCUGUUGCAAAAGCUGCGUUUCCAUCAGAAGUUUUCAGAAUUGAACCUUUUGAACCAAAGUAACCCUUACAGAUAUGUACCUAGACCCUAGAUCUGUGGAGCCUUUCCACGACAGACAGCACUCUUACAUGUGGGUUGUCUGCAUCCUGUUUAUCGUCCACAAAACGGGGCUGCACACCAACAUUUUCAGAACAAAAAAGAG